GGAGGAGAUGCCUAGUUUCCACUUAGUUCAAUGGGUAGCAGACAGUGGCGGUGUCAAAGAAGGCCGAGUAUAAGAGGUACCCCGAGUCGUAGUAUUCCUUGUUCUUGUCAAUCUCGGUGCUGUAAACAAAGGGCGAAGGUCUAGAGAGACGAACCGAUAGCAAUACAGCAACCCCAAACCCUCUAAACUGCACCUACUACAGCCAUGGCGCGGCCCUCAUAUCACGUCUACCCUGGCUACGCCGCCGGGCUGAGCGAAGGCUUCAACUAUAGCCAGUCCGUCCGUGUUGGCGAUCGAAUCGAAGCCUCCGGCCAAGGCGGAUGGGACCGCGAGACGGGCAAGAUCCCAGAGGACGCGUUGGAGGAGAUAAACCAGGCCUUCUCGAACCUGGACGUGGCCCUCAAGGACGCCGGCGGCAAUGGGCUCUCGCAGGUCUACAGGCUGAACCUGUACAUCACCGACAUGGCCACGCUUUUGGAGCCCGCGGGAGAGGCCAUGCGGAAAUGGUUUCCCAACCACCGACCCCUCCUAACCGCCGUCGGGGUAGCCUCGCUGGCUCUGCCCGGCAUGCGGGUUGAAAUCGAGGCUGUUGCGCUGGAUCUCGAAGGUGAUAAGGCAAAUGAGGGUUAAAGUGAAGGGAGUUUGAUAACUACAUCUGUCGUAUGCAAAAGGGGGCUUCGGGACAAAAAAAAACGCGUUCAGCAAAAGCAUUAUUAGAUGGGUUGCGUGUGCCCGGACUCGAACCGGGAGCCCAUCGAUGGCAACGAUGGAUUUUACCCUUAAACCACACACGCUUCUCGAUAAUGCUUGAUGUGUGACUGGGAGCGGGUCUAAACAUAUCAGGGAGACAGGCAGAACGUGACCAAGGUUGUGGGGCAUGCCACCGUCUAUUGCUGGCUAUCGCGUGGGGUCAUCCUUGGCUUCAACAGCGCCGGUGACUAUAAGGAAUCGCCCAGGAUCCAUCGUAUUCUUGCUGCUUGUGUG
Molecule: messenger RNA, 984 nt
Organism: Gaeumannomyces tritici R3-111a-1
Lineage: Eukaryota; Fungi; Ascomycota; Sordariomycetes; Magnaporthales; Magnaporthaceae
Product: endoribonuclease L-PSP
Exons: 2
Coding region: 205-630 (141 amino acids)
Cellular component (GO): cytosol
Molecular function (GO): deaminase activity
Source: RefSeq, a predicted model, not a curated record